This is a messenger RNA of Hypomesus transpacificus, 5649 nucleotides long. RefSeq names its product misshapen-like kinase 1 (gene mink1). NCBI's taxonomy places the organism in Eukaryota, Metazoa, Chordata, Actinopteri, Osmeriformes, Osmeridae. The record is from RefSeq and is a predicted model, not a curated record. Gene Ontology annotation, biological process: protein phosphorylation. Gene Ontology annotation, molecular function: protein kinase activity; ATP binding.
GAGAUGUGUUCAGAUCAUGAACGUCACAGCACCACCGCACAGAGUCACAGACACAAAACUGGACAAGCCUUGAGGAAACAUGUCGGCAAAAUAAGUUGGCUAGUUAGCUAGCUAGUGAGUGCACCGUAUGUGUAGUUUGCAUUAGCGGGGAAGGCUAGCCAUCGACCUAGCUAAUUACUUAUCUGAGUAAUACCUCCUACAACUUUUUGCCAGCGAUGUCUGAAAACGCACCAACACGAAGCCUGGACGACAUAGACCUCGCAGCGUUGAGGGAUCCAGCUGGGAUCUUUGAGCUGGUCGAGGUGGUGGGCAAUGGCACCUACGGACAGGUGUACAAGGGCCGUCAUGUGAAGACGGGCCAGCUGGCAGCCAUCAAGGUGAUGGACGUGACGGAGGAGGAGGAGGAGGAGAUCAAGGCGGAGAUCAACAUGCUGAAGAAGUACAGCCACCACCGCAACAUUGCUACGUACUACGGAGCCUUCGUCAAGAAGAGCCCCCCAGGAACAGAUGACCAGCUCUGGCUGGUGAUGGAGUUCUGUGGGGCAGGCUCUGUGACUGACCUGGUGAAGAACACCAAGGGCAACUCUCUGAAAGAGGACUGGAUCGCCUACAUCUGCAGGGAGAUUCUCAGGGGUCUGUCCCACCUCCACCAACACAAGGUCAUCCACAGAGACAUCAAAGGCCAGAACGUCCUCCUGACAGAGAAUGCAGAAGUCAAGCUGGUGGACUUUGGCGUCAGUGCCCAGCUGGAUCGGACGGUGGGCCGCAGGAACACCUUCAUCGGGACGCCGUACUGGAUGGCCCCUGAGGUGAUCGCCUGUGACGAGAACCCAGACUCCACCUACGACUACCGGAGUGAUAUCUGGUCCUUGGGGAUCACCGCUAUAGAGAUGGCAGAAGGAGCCCCACCUCUGUGUGACAUGCACCCCAUGAGAGCCCUGUUCCUGAUCCCCAGGAACCCUCCUCCUAAACUCAAGUCCAAGAAGUGGUCUAAGAAGUUCAUAGACUUCAUCGAGGGCAGCCUGGUGAAGACUUACACCAGCAGACCGUCCACUGAGCAGCUUCUGAAGCACUCGUUCAUCCGAGACCAGCCCACCGAGAGGCAAGUCCGCAUCCAGCUGAAGGACCACAUCGACCGCACGCGCAAGAAGAGGGGAGAGAAAGAGGAAACAGAGUACGAGUACAGCGGCAGUGACGAGGACGAGGAAAACCAUGGAGAUGAGCGCGAGUCCAGCAGCUCCAUCCUGAACGUGCCGGGUGAGUCGACGCUGAGGCGGGACUUCCUGCGCCUGCAGCAGGAGAAGAACAAGGAGCGGACGGAGGCCCUGAAGAGGCAGCAGGCCCAGCUGGGGGCGCAGCACCGCGACCCCGAGGAGCACAAGAGGCAGCUGCUGCACGACCGGCAGAAACGCAUCGAGGAGCAGAAGGAACAACGCCGCCGGCUGGAGGAGCAACAACGAAAGGAGAGGGAGAUGGUGCGCCUGCAGGAGAAGGGCCCCCACCGUCGCCUUGACGACAUGAGGCGGGAGGACGACAGGAGGCUGGCCGAGAGGGAGCAGGAGUUCAUAAGGCAUAAGUUAGAGGAGGAGCAACGACAGUUAGAAAUCCUGCAGCAGCAGCUAUUACAGGAGCAAGCUCUGCUCAUGGAGUACAAGCGUAAGCAGCUUGAGGAGCAGAGGCAGUCUGAGCGUCUUCAGAGACAGCUUCAGCAGGAACAUGCCUACCUGGUCUCUCUGCAGCAGCAGCAGGACAAGAAACCUCAGAUGUACCAUUACAGCAAGAACAUGGAGCCUAGCAACAAGCCCGCCUGGGCCCGUGAGGUGGAGGAGCGCAGUAAGCUGAACCGUCAGGGCUCUCCUAAGAUCUGCACCACCGUGUCCGACACCGCCCUCCAGUCACGCUCCGACGCCAGCCAAUCAGGGAGCGGCCUGGCAGCUCAGACCCCGCCCAUGCAGCGGCCUGUUGAACCCCAGGGGGGGCAGGGCAAGUUCCAGAUGGCUCACCUGGUUCCUCUAAAGCCCUAUGCAGCCCCGGUCCCCCGCUCUCAGUCUCUGUGUGACCAGCCCACUAAGACCAUGUCCGCCUUCCCCACCCAGGACCCCGCCCCCACCCCCACGCCCCGCCCACUCCACUCCAGGGAGCUGGUGCGCCAGAACUCUGACCCCACCUCCGAGAGCCCCGCCCCCCUCACUCGACCAAUGAGGGACGAGCGCGGCCCCUGGAUACGCCUGCCGGAGGAGCAGCCACCCAAGAUCCCUCAGAGGACGGCAUCCAUCGCCACCGCCCUCAACACCAACCUCUCCUCCGGCAUCAGACACCCAGUCAGAGCCAGCAACCCAGACCUGAGCCGCAACGAGCGCUGGGAGAGAGCAGACAUGAGCAUCGUGUCCAACCUGCCUCAGACAGGCUCUCUGGAGAGACACCGCAUACUCAGCUCCUCCAAGAUGGACUCCCCCAUCCUGACCCACGCUGGCCGUCACAAGCCCGGAGAGUCGCGGACAUCGUCCCGGCCCAGCCGCCCCGCCGACCACGGCAUGUACUCCAAGGAGCGUCCUGAGGAGCCUCCUCGACCUCCUCUGAAGGCCAACGACUACUCCUCCUCGUCAGACAGCAGCGAGAGCAGCGAGGAGAGCGAGAGCGGGGAGGGGGUGGAGGAGGAGGAGAGCCCCACCGACCGCCCUCGGGACACGGACUCGGACUCUGUCAACACCAUGGUGGUGCACGAGGAGGAGGGGGAGGGUGGGGAGGGGGAUCAGGCUGGAGGCUACGGGGACCAGACCAUGCUGGUGCAGAGGACACCAGAGAAGAGAAGCCACAACGGCUACACCAACCUGCCUGACGUGGUGCAGCCCUCCCACUCCCCCACUGACUCUGCCUCCCACUCGUCCCCCGGGAAAGACUCUGUCUACGAUUACCAGUCCAGGGGUCUGGUCAAGGCUUCAGGCAAGUCUUCCUUCACCACCUUCGUGGACCUGGGCAUGUACCAGCCAGCAGGGGGCGCUGCAGACUCCAUCUCUGUCGGCAGUCUGGGUUCCAGGUUUGAGCAGCUGAAGAUGGAGGUGAGGAAGGGUUCCAUGGUGAACGUGAACCCCACCAACACGCGCCCCCACAGCGACACCCCCGAGAUCCGCAAGUACAAGAAGAGGUUCAACUCUGAGAUCCUGUGUGCCGCUCUCUGGGGUGUGAACCUUCUGGUGGGAACAGAGAACGGCCUGAAGCUUCUGGAUCGUAGCGGUCAGGGGAAGGUCUACCCCCUCAUCAACUCACGCAGGUUCCAGCAGAUGGACGUUCUAGAAGGACUCAACCUGCUCAUCACCAUAUCAGGUAAGAAGAACAAGGUGCGUGUGUACUACCUGGCCUGGCUGAGGAACAAGAUCCUGCACAACGACCCAGAGGUGGAGAAAAAGCAGGGCUGGACCACCGUGGGGGAGAUGGAAGGCUGUGUGCACUACAAAGUUGUGAAAUACGAGAGGAUCAAGUUCCUGGUGAUCGCCAUGAAGAACGCAGUGGAGGUCUACGCCUGGGCCCCCAAACCCUAUCACAAAUUCAUGGCUUUCAAGUCUUUUGGAGACCUCCCUCACAGACCCCAGCUGGUUGACCUGACCGUGGAGGAGGGCCAGAGGUUAAAGGUCAUCUACGGCUCGUGCGCUGGGUUCCACGCCAUCGAUGUGGACUCUGGGAACAACUACGACAUCUACAUCCCUGUGCAUAUCCAGAGCCAGGUGAUGCCCCAUGCCAUUGUCUUCCUGCCCAGCUCUGAUGGGAUGGAGAUGUUGCUAUGCUACGAGGACGAGGGGGUGUACGUCAACACAUACGGACGCAUCAUCAAGGACGUGGUGCUGCAGUGGGGCGAGAUGCCCACCUCCGUGGCUCACAUCUGCUCCAACCAGAUCAUGGGCUGGGGGGAGAAGGCCAUAGAGAUUCGCUCUGUGGAGACAGGACAUCUGGAUGGGGUUUUCAUGCACAAGAGGGCCCAGAGACUCAAGUUCCUGUGUGAGAGGAACGAUAAGGUGUUCUUUGCCUCUGUGCGUUCUGGAGGAAGCAGUCAGGUGUACUUCAUGACCCUGAACAGGAACUGCAUCAUGAACUGGUGAAGCUGCUGAUCUGGACGAGAGUGGAUGAACUCCACCCAUCUCCUCACACACACACACACACACUCACACUCCUACAGAAAAUCCAUUCCUGCCUAAUCUCCAGAGAGAGAUCAUCACCCCUGGAAUAGAACAAUCCCCACCUUCAUCAUCCUCCUCAUCUCUGUACUGUAUAGAUAUACUCUGUAUUACUGUACCUCAUUGGUGGACCUGUGAUUAGUCUAUUAACUAACAUAUUACGGGGUUAUGUUUGAACAUUCCUGAUUGGCUAUACAUUAAGAAGGAGGCGGGACUAACAUCUCCAUGUUUAGGUUGAGCGGUUUUCAUGGUCGGGUUUGUGUGACUGGUGGACCUGGGUGUAACCUCUCAUCUUGGUGCUGCCUUAGCUGAAUGCUGAUUAUCCUAGAUUUAGCUGUACCGCCCCCUAGAGGCCGUAAGAGGUAUUGCGUCAGGCCAAACAUCCCAACUCUCUCUGCCAUAAUUCUGAAAAUCAGUUGUGGGGGGGAAAUUAACGUUUUAUCCUUUUUAUUUUACAUUUUUUUACUUUAAUUUAAAACUUUAUAAAAUGAUCUGGCCAUGAUGUUUCCAGAAAAAGCUGUUAUGUUGACACACUUUGUGGUUUAACUCAACCACAACACAACAUUAUUGGAGCUCCUCACCCCUAAGAGAUGACUGAUCUGACUUAACAUGUUUUAACUUUUUACCCUGGUGUCUCAUUCAUACGUACAAACAUCACAUCUUAAAACCGAUUUUUUAUUAUCAGUGCUGUUUCUGUAUUUGGUAUUAGCCUUCCUCUAUUCUUACUUUCACUCUCUACUACUUGGAGAUUGCUGUUAUAUUGCAAUAUGCUGUUUUUGUGCUGUUCUUGUUUGGGAAGAGGAGCUUGGGGUUAGUUUUGUUGGUAAACUGUGAUCGAGGGAGGGAGGGAGGGAGCGAGCGAGCGAGGGAGGGAGGGGUGGGCGGGGUCUUGGUGGGGUGGGCGGAGGACGUGUGAGCUGUUUCUACACCGAGCGAUGUGGAACAUCUCGACUAGAGGGAUAGACAGGAAAUAAACAAAGUUCAGCAGCCAGCUGCUGGUCCUGACGGGCUGAGACCAGCAUUCUCAUGUCCUGUUAGACAUCGAAACUAUCUUCAGUUUAUACGCUUUUUAUCUAUGUUCACAGUUUGUGAUUCAGGCGUUCGCUUGAGCAAGAGAGAAAAACGCUUGUAAAUGUGCAGUUUGAUUGGGUUCCGAACUAUUAGAUGUAACUAGCAAUAGUUGUUGUUGUUCACCCAGGGCAGAGGCUUGGAGGGUCAGGGAUCAACUGUUGAAGGACUUCAGCUGGAACAGGUUCUUCAGAUAUCAGCCAUAUGUGCUCCCAACCAAAGUUAGACACGUGAUUUCCCAGUUGGGCUGGACGCGCCAGGGAGGACAGAGUACAGUGGAGGCUUUGGCAGGUGUGGGGUAACUUGAAACAAAAAUAAGAUAGAAAAUACAACCACACGUACGUGGACUACAGAGGCUCUUGACUGACAGAUGGCAGGCUGGUGAGGGGUAGACGGGAGGGGGGGUGAAGGC